Solea solea (common sole) is the source of this 10992-nucleotide messenger RNA. RefSeq names its product mucin-2-like. Bases 142 to 9828 code for a protein of 3228 amino acids. NCBI's taxonomy places the organism in Eukaryota, Metazoa, Chordata, Actinopteri, Pleuronectiformes, Soleidae. The transcript is spliced from 2 exons. The record is from RefSeq and is a predicted model, not a curated record.
GCAGUGAUGCGAUGUUCAAAUGGCAACUUCUCUGAAACACACCAGGUUAUUUUGUAAAAUCACUAAAUAACGCGUCAGGAUCAUAGAAUUCCAGAGAAACAGAGGAGGAAAGAGACUUCCUCUGUUUCCCCUGCACCCACCAUGGGGAAGGAUGAUGUGAAGACAGACAUCAGUCGGGACCACCCUUUCCUGUCGGACAUCUUUCAUCGGGUAACGAGGGAUGUCAGUGACCUGACACGGGAGGUCCACCACUGGGAUGAAGAGGAACGCGCCGCGUCUGUGGACGAGCAGGAGAAAGAGACACUGGGUCCAGUCACAAUACAGAAGGUAGACGACUAUCUGGAUAAGUUCUUCUCAAGGAGGGCGGCGUUCACUGAAGAAGACUUUCAAAUCACAAGAGACGCGAAAAAGCCAGAGAGGACACUGAAAAAAGACAUGGGUCUAACCCAACACAAGUCCACCUUUGCUGAAGUACUUAAAGCUGUCCAAUUUUUCUUGUCGGGUAAAUCGGAUGUGAACGAUUGUUCAAGACCACCUGAGUCCGAGACUGUCGCAGAUACUGAAGUGUCUGAAACUAAACCUGCAUUUUCAAAGUACGGAGAUAAUGAUUUAAUGUCAGAUAUUAAUUUGGACCACCCGGUUACAGGCGUCUUCAGUCAGGUAACGAAGGAUGUCAAUCACCUGGUACAGAAGGUACAUCGCUGGGAUAAAGAGGAAUGUGCCAUGUCCGAGGAUCAGGAGGAGAAAAGCAUGCUAGGUCCGACCACUAUACAGAAGGUAGACGACUAUCUGGAUAAGUUUUUCGCAAGGAGGACAGCAUUUGCCCAAGAGGAUGCGUGGAAACCCAAAAAAGAGAUGAGUCUGUCCCAACAGAAGUCUGCCUUUACGGAAGUUGUUAAAGCUGUGAAAAAAUUCCUUCCAGAUAAAUUGGAUUUUGAGGAGCCUGAAACAAGACCGUCCUCCAGAAAAUCUACUGGUUCAGAGGAGAGCCCCACCAAGGACCCCCAGCCUGACAUCAGUCCAGUUACCGUGGAUGAGGGUCUUAGUGCUGCUGCUGAAGUUAAGGAGGAAGGAGCGGAAAGCGGUUCUGAGACCUCUUCAGCCAAGUCCGAGAAAAUUGUGGAUUUUGAAGUCCUUGUUCCUGCUGAAGAUGAGAUGGAAACCUGCCGAAUUUCUUCAGCUGAUGAUGCAGAUGAAGAUGUCUCCAAGUCCCCUUCACCUGCCCCUGAAGAAAUAACUGAUGACACUCAACAUGGCGUCUCUCCAGCUACGCUCGAUGGGGAUGCGAGUGUUGCUGCUGAAGAUGAGAUGGAAACGUCUACCCUGGCAGUAGAAACCAGUUCUCAGACCUUGGAGAUCUGCAGUAUCUCUUCAGCUGAGUUAGAUGAAGAGGUCUCUGAGAUAGACAGCAAGAAAACCGCUUCCCCCGUUUCUCCUACGACCACUGAAGCAUCCACCUUGGAGGUAGAAGACGGUUCUCAGACCUUUGAGGAGACUUGCAGGGUCUCCCCAUCUUCAUCUGAGUCAGGAAAGGAAGAGAAACUUAUCACUUUUGCUCAAACUUUGUUAGAUGAGUUUAUAAGAGCUGAUCCUGACGCACAAACAAGUCCCCCUGAUGUAGCAAAGAUUUGCUCUGAGGUACUAAGGGACUCGGGUGGUAUCUGUGCAGGUUUGGAAGUUUCACAGGAUGACAAGCUCACUGCCUCCAUUAACCUACCAAGAAUCACUGUAACUAUUGAGGUGUCUGAGGUAGUAAGCACGUGUUCUGAGACCACCUGCAAUAUACAACUGCACUCUCCAGUUGUAUCAGAGGAUACCAUAGAUGUUGUCCCAGAGAGCAGACCAUCAUCCAGUCAUUUAGCUGAAUCACAAGGCACCAGAAAACCACCUCCCCCUACUGCUGAAGCAGUACAUGAUGAGUUAGAUGCAGUCACAUCUGAAGUAGCAGACAGUUCCAUCACGGCCAUAGAAGACAUCUGCACUUCCUCUUCAGCUAUGUCAGAGGAGGGUAGAGGUGAAGGAGUCCCUGAGAUGAGAUCUCAAGGCAUCAGCACUAUACCAUCCCCCGUUUCCCCUCUGUCCACCGCUGUAGCAGUCGCUGACAAAACCCAGCCUGGCAUCACAGUGGAGUCUACUUAUAAGGUUUGCACUGAGGCCUUUGAAGAGACCUGCAGUUUCUCUCCAGCUGAGUCAGAUGAGUGUAGAGAUGAAAAAGCUGCUGAGACAAGACCAUUUCUCAGUGACUCUAUUGGACCAAAGGACGGCAGGAAAACGGCUUCCCCUGCUUGCCUCAUACCUCACACUGGAGCAGUAAGUGAUGGCACCCAACUUGGCAUCUGUCUAGAUACUCUGGAUAAGUUUCAGAGUGUUACUGUUAGAGUUGAGGUUGAAACUUUCACCAGUGAUGAAACAGUUGGUUCCUCUGAGAUUUUCGAACAAACCCGCAUUCUCUCUUCAGUUGUGUCGGACAAAAUCAUGGGUUUGGUUGACAAUGAGGUUCCAAGAGCUGCUGCUGAAAAUGAGAUGGAAAUGUCCGGCCUUGCGGUAGAGCGUGUUUCUCAGACCUUUGAAGAGACCGGAAGAGUCUCUCCAGCUCUGUCUGAGUCAGGGAAUGACGAGAACCUUUUAAACUUUGCUCAAACUUUGUUAGAUGAGUUUUUAAGAGCUGAUCCUGAUGCAAAAUCAUCUCCCCCUGAUGUGGCAAAGAUGUGCUCUGGGGUUCUCAAAGACACCGGCAGUAUCUCUCCACCUUUAGAAGAUACUGACACAAGACCAUCCUCCAGCCAUUAUAGCGGAUCACAGGAUGACACGCACCCAGCCUCCACUGCUUUGUUAACGCCUACCACUGCCACACCAUUAUUCACUUUAACUCUUGAAAUGUCUGAGAUAGCAGAAAAGAUAGCAGAGAACUUUAAGGAUACCCACAAGGUCUCCCCAUCUGUGUCAGAGGAUGCAAUAGAUUUUGAAGACACAGGGAGACUAUCAUGCACCCAUUCAACUGAAUCACAAAGCACUAGAAAAGAACCUCCCCCUACCCCUGCAACAGAAUUUGAUGAGGUCGAUGCGUUCACCCAGGUAGACAGUUGCACUGAGGCUUUUGAAAAAAUCUGCACUCUCUCUCCACCUGUUUUGGAAGAUGGCAGAGAUGACAAUGUUCCUAAGACGAGGCCCUCCAGCCCUUAUGUGGAAUCACAAGACAGCAUUCUUACCACCGAAGUAGUCACUGAUGACAACCUAUCUGGCAUCACCCCAACAAUUUUGGAUGAGGAAGAUACAUUUACUCCUGAGAUGGCGGACCGUUGCACUGAGGCCUUUGAGGAGACCUCCAUUAGCUAUCCAGGUGUGUCAGAAGAUAGAGAUAACGUCCCUGAGACGAGACCAGUAAUUGAUGAAACCCUAUCUAUUGUGGAUGAGGAGGCUUUUGAGGACACCUGCACUCUCUCUGGAUCAGAUGAUGGUGCAGUCCCUGAGUCAAGACCACCUUCCAGUCACUUUACCAGAUCAGAGGAAAGCAGGACACCUUCCCCCGUGUCGACCAUACCUACCAUUACAGAAGUAACUGAUGACACCCAAUGUGGCGCCACCUCACCCAUUUUGCAUGAGAUCACUGAGGUUGGACACAGUGUCGCUGGGGCCUUUGAUGAGACCUGCACUGUCUCUCCACCUUGCCCUGUUUCCCCCAUACCUACCACAACAGAAGUAUUAGAUGAAACCCUACCUGCAUACAUCACCCAAGCUAUUUUGGAUGAGGUGUAUGCGGUUACUCAGGUGGAAGAUGGUGUCACUGAGGCCUUUGAGGAGACCUGCAAAAUCUCUCCACCUGAGUCAGAAGAUGACAAAGAUGAAGUCUUUCCAACCACGCUGGAUGCAGUUCCAAGUGCCGAAAAUGAGAUGGAAACAUCCACAAGGGUGGAUAAUGAGGUAGAAAUUUCUCAAACCUUGGAGGAGACCUGCAGGCUCUCUCCAGCUGUUUCAGAGUCAGCAACAGAUGACAACCUUCUCACCUUUGCUCAAACCUUGUUAGAUGAGUUUGUAAAAGCUGAUCCUGACAUAACAAAGCCCCCUCCUGAUGUGGCAAAGAUUUGCUCUGAGGCUCUUAAAGACACGAGCAGCAUCCCUCCAGCUUUUAAAGCUUCAGCCCCAAAACCAUUGUCCAGCCACGAUCUCGAAGCACAUGAUUUCAAGCACACAGUGUCCCCCUCAACAUCUACCACUGCCACAUUAAGUGAUGACACCCGACCUAGAAUCUGUGUAUCUCUUGAGAUGUCCACUACCUUUGAGGUCGCCGCCGAUACCUGCAGUGCCUCUCCAACUGUGUCAGAAGAUACCAGAGAUUUUGAAGUCCAAGAGCAUAGACUAUCAUUCAGCCACUUACGAGAAUUAGAAGGCACUAAAGAAACACCUCCCCAUACCACUAAUAUGGUAACCCCUGAGGUUGCAGACACUUGUAAAGAGGCCUGUGAGAUCUGCAUACUCUCUCCAGCUGUAUCAGAGGAUGGUAGAGAUGAAGACGUCAUUGAGACACAUUCCCCUGUUUCCCCUGUGCCAGUCACUGCAGUAAUAACUGAUGACACUCUUCCCGACAUUUCUCCAGCUGUACUGGAUCAGGUUCUGAGUACUACUAUUCAACAUGGGGUGGAUAUGUUCACCACUGAGGUGGCAGACGGUUGCAGCAAGGCCUUUGUGUCAGCGGAAGCUAUGGAUGAAGACUUACUUAAGACACGACCCUCCUCCAGUUGCUUUAUAUCCCCUAUUUCCCAAAUACCUACUACUACAGAGGUAACUGAUGACACCCAACCUUGCAUCACAUCUAUUUUGGAUGAGAUAGAUACAUUCACCACUGUGAAUGCGGAAGACAGUUUCACUGAGGCCUUUGAGAAUGCCUCUCCAGGCAUGUCAGAGGAUAGUAGAGGGGAAGUCUCUGAGACAGGACCAUACACCAGCUGCUUUAUCAGAUCAGAUGAGGGCAGGCUAACCGCUUCCCCUGUUUCUACCUCAUCUACCGCUACAGAAAUUGCUGAUGACACCCAAACAGGCAUUACUCCAUAUAUUUUGGAUGAGAGGGACAGGGUCACCUCUAAGGUCGAAGACAGUUGUACUAAGGAAUUUGAGGAGACCAGUGGUGUCUCUCCAGCUGAGUUAGACAAUGGUGAAGAUGAAGAAAUCUCUGAGGCAAGGCCAUCCUCUGUUUCUGCCUUACCUACAGCAACAGAAGUAACGGAUGACACCCAACCUGCCAUGACUCCAUCUAUUUUGGUUGAGGUGGAAAUAGUCAGUCCUACAGUAAAGGAUGUUUGUACUAUGGCCUUUGGGGAGACCAGUGGUGAAGAUGAAGUCUCUCAGACUGGACCAUCCUCCAGCCUCCUUACAAUUUUAGAGGAAACACCUUCCCCCGAAUCUGUUAUACCUACCACUACAGAAAUAACUGAUGACACUGGCAUCACAUCACCGAUUUUGGAUGGAGUAGAUAUGUUCAUCCUUGAAGUUGCUGAGGCUCUUGACAAGACCUGCACUAUCGUUCCAGUUAUGUCAGAGGAUAGUAGAGAUGAAGCCCCUGAGACAAGACCAUCCUCCAGCCAACCUUUUUCUGUUUACCCUAUUCCUACCACGACAGUAGUAACUGAGGACACCCAACCUGUCAUCCCUCGAGGUGUUUUGGAAGAGGCAGAUACAUUAACUCCUAGAGUGGAAGACAUUUGCACUGAGUCUUUUGAAGGGACUAAUAUCUCUCCAGCUGAGAGAGAAGUCUCCCCUACACCUUCUACCGAAACAAUACCUGACAAAACCCGACAUGGAAUCUCUCCAAGUGCUGCGGCUGAAGAAGAGAUAGAAACAUCAACCCUUGAGGCAGAAAACAUUUCUCAGACCUUUGACCAUACCUGCGGGGUCUCUCAAGCUCCGUCUGAGUCAGGAAAGGAAAACCUUUUAAGUUUUGCUCAAACUUUGUUGGAUGAGUUUAUAAGAGCUGAUCCUAAUGCAUCCACGCCCCCCCCUGAUUUGGCAAAGAUUUGCUCUGAUGCGCUUAAAGACACCGUCAGUAUACCUCACGGUUUGAAAGCAUCCGUCUCAGGACCAUCCUCCAGCCACUAUACCGGAUCACAAGAUGUCAAGUACACAGCCACCCCUGUUUCCUCAACACCUAUCACUGCCAUGUUAAGUGACACCCAAAUAAGAGUCUGUUUAACUGUCCCCCCAGAUGUGUCAGAGGAUACCAGCAAUAUUGGAGUUGUAGAUAAUAGACUGUCAUUCAGCUACUCAACUGAAGCAACUGCAGCAACUUCAUCAACUACUGCUGCAGUGGAUACAUUCACCCUUGAGGUGGUAGAUGGUUGCACUGAAGUCUUUGAGACAGCACCCUCCCCUGUUCUCCACAUUCCUGCGACUGUAGAAAUAACUGACAAUAUUCCAUCAGGCAUUACCCCAGCCAUUUUGGAGGGGGUUCUGAGUACUUCUACUCAAGACGAAGUAGAUACAUUCAUCCCUGAUGUGGAAUUCAGUUGCACCAAAGCCUUUGAGGACACCUGUAGUAUUGCUCCAGCUGUGUCAGAGGAGGGCAAAGAUGAAGGUGUUGAGAUAAUUACAGGGUUACAGGAUAGCAUGUCAACAUCUUCCCCUGUUUCAGCCAUACCUACCACUGAUGGAACCGUACCUGUCAUCACCCAAGCUAUUUUGGAUGAAGUGGAUACAUUCACUCCUAGGGUGUCCGACAGUUCCAUUGAGGCCUUUAAAGACACCUCUCCAGCUGUGUCAGAUGAUAGUAGAGAUGAAGUUUUUCAGAAAAGACCGUCCUCCAGCAGGACAACUCCUUCUCCUGUUUCCCUUAUACCUACUACUGCAGCAGUGACUGAUGAUGCCCAAACUGGCACUACCCCUUCUAUUUUGGAUGAGGUCACCCCUGUGAUGGCAGGGAGUUGCACUGAGGCUUUUGAGGAGACCUUCACACACUCUCAAGCUGUGUCAGAGGACGGUAGAGAUAAGGACGGUCUUAUGACACAAAUCUCCAGUUGCUCCUUAGGAUUACAAGACAGCAGGACAACACCCUCCCCUACUGCACUAUUAACUACCACUACAGAGGUAACUGAUGACACCCAACCUGGCAUCACCCCAGGUAUUUUGGAUGAGGUGGAUACAUUUAUUCCUAUGGUGGCUGACAGUUCCAUUGAGGCCUUUAAAGACACCUGCAGUAUCUCUCCAACUGCAUCAGAUGAUGGUAGAGAUGAAAAUAAAGCACUGUCCUCCGGCACGACAACACCUUCCAUGGUUUCCUCCAUACCUACCACUGCAGCAAUAACUGAUGUCAUCCAACCUGGCACUACAGUUAAUUUAAAUGAGCUGGAUAUGGUCUCUCUUGACGUGGCAGGCAGUUGCGCUGAGGCCUUUGAGGAGGCCUGCAGUGUCUCUCAAGUUGAGUCAGGGGAAAGUGGAGAUAAAGCUCCUCAGACUAGAUCGUCAUUCAACCUCUCUAUAAGAUUACAGGACAACAGGACAACACCUUCCCCUGUUUCCCCCAAACCUCCCACUGCAAAAGUCAUUGAAAUCAACCUACCUUGCAUUGCCCCAGCCAUUAUGGAUGAGGUGAAUACAUUUACUCCUAUCAAGGAAGACAGUUGCACUAUGGCCUUUCAGGAGACCUGCAGUAUCUCUCCAGCUGAAUUAGAUGAAGUUUCUGAGACAAGACCCUUCUCCAGCCACUCUGUCCAAUCAGAGGGCAGCACAAAAACUGCUUCCCCUGUUUCCCCCAUACCUAUCACUGAGGCAGUGCUUGAUGUGGUGGAAAUGUUCACCCCUGAGGUGGCAGAUCAUGGUUCUGAGGCCUAUGAGGAUACCUGCACUCUAUCUAAAGCUGUGUCAGAGGAUAGUAGAAAGGGAGUCCCUGAGACAAGACAGGUCUCCAGCCACUCCGUGUCAAUACAGGACAGCAGGAAAACACCUUCCACUGUUUCCCCCAUACCCAUGGCUGAAGCAGUAACUGACGACACUCUACCUGGCAUCACAUCAGUUUUAGGUGAGAAGGAUAUGCUGACUGCUGAAGUGGCAGAGAGUUGUGCUGGGGCAUUUGAGGAGACCUUCAGUAUCUCUCCAGCUGAGUCAGAGGAUGGUGAGAAUGAAAUCACUGACACGAUACCGUCCUCCAGCCACACUAUCAGAUCACAGGACAGCAGGACAACACCUUCCCCUGUUUCCCCUCUACCUAAUGAUGCAGCAGUAACUGACGACACUCUACCUGGCAUCACAUCAGUUUUAGAUGAGAUGGAUAUGGUGACUGCUGAAGUGGCAGAGAGUUGUGCUGGGGCAUUUGAGACCUUCAGUAUCUCUCCAGCUGAGUCAGAGGAUGGUGAGAAUGAAGUCACUGACACAAUACCGUCCUCCAGCCAUACUAUCAGAUCACAGGACAGCAGGACAACACCUUCCCCUGUUUCCCCUCUACCUUAUGCUGCAGCAGUAACUGAUGACAUGCUACAUGGUGUCACUCCAGCUGUGUUGGAUGGGGUUCUGAAAACUCCUGCUGAAACAGAGGUGGAUAUGUUAACCUAUGUGGUAGCAGAAACCUGCACCAAGGUCUUUGAGAACUUCAUUCUCUCUCAAGCAGAACCAGAAGUCCAGGAUGAUGGCAUUGUCAAAGACACAAUGCCAAUUUCUACCCUCACUACCAGAUUACAAGACAGCAGGACAACAUCGUCCCCUGUUACCACCAUACCUACCACUGCAGAGGUAUCUGAUGACAACCUAUCUGGCAUUACUUUUGCUAUUUUAGAAGGGGUGCUGAGUGCUCAUCCUCAAACUGAUGUGGAUUUGUGCACCCCCGAAGUAGAAGAAAGUUGCUUGGAGGCCUUUGAGGAGAUCUGCAGUCCAAGUGUGUCAGAGGAUGAAGGAGAUGAAGUCUCUGAAAGAACUCCAUCCUUUAGCAUCAGUGGUGCAUUACAGAAGAGGGACACUUCCCCUGAUUUCCUUGUUCCUACUACUUUAGGAAAAACUGAUGACAAACUAGCUUGUAUUAUUCCAGUAACAAGAUCGUCUUCCACAGUUUCCCCUUUAAAUCUCACUCCGACACAAAUGGAGGCUUCUUUAUGCAGCUUUUCCCAAGCAAUCUUAAAUGGGCUUCUGAAGACUCUUGCUGACAAUGACAUGACAUUCACCCCUGAAACAGUUGUGGCAGACAGUUGUUCUCAUACCCUCAGUAGGAUCAUGACUCAAAUGAAUCAGGACAAACUGAGAACAGGAGGUAAAACCAAGGGGACGUGUUAUUCACACUCUUCUCACGAGACACCCUCCAUCACACCUGAGUUGCAGAAAAGGGAGAAGUCCUCUGUGUGGAGAAAGGUUUUUGGUUUUGGCCAGAGCUACAAAAUCCAUCCACUUACACAGGAAGAUUCAAAAGAAUAUUCCCGCUCUCCUUUAGUGACAUCUUCCACCACAGAGGACCUUUUCCUGUCUGAAGAUGAAACUCAGGAAUUUCCAAAAAAGAAGACAUCUGUAUGGAGAAAGGCUUUUGGUUUGGGGCGGAGCAGCAAGAUCCAUCCACUUCAACACGAGGAUUUAAAAGAAUAUUCUUUUUCUCUAGAGACACCCUCCACCAUCGAGGACCAGUUCCUGCCUGAAGAUGAACUUCAUGAAUUGCAGAAAAAGAAGAAGACAUCGGUGUGGAGAAAGGUUUUUGGUUUGAGGCGGAGCAACAAGAUCCAUUCACUUCCACACGAGGAAUUAAAAGAAUCAGAAUCAGAAUCCUGUAUCUUUUUAAAAGAGAAAGAGGACAAGCCCAAGUCCAAACAAAAUUGUUGCCUACAGCUACUCUGUCGGUGCUGCUGUCCCUCAGAAAACUCUUCGUAACCCCGACCUGGACCUGCAGCCACCUCUCUUCUCAUCCCAAAUCCAACAGUUCAAGGCUAAUGCUCAUACACAAAGAUCCCAGUCCUGCACUGCAACUACCCCCCCCCCCUCCCAGAUUCACUCACUACCUAUAAUUUGUCUGUGAUGGGAAAGGUACUGGACAUGUUCCUUCGUGGUCAGUCAUGUCAUUGUGUGAUGUGAGCAUUGCUACCUCAAAGAGUGUUUUUGGGUCAAAUCCAGGUCAGUCCAAACUGACAGUUGAUACCUACACAUUGUCACUUUAAUGCAGUUCAACUAAAGGCACUUCUGUGUGGCGUUUGCAUCGUCAUGAUCCAGCUCUUAGAUCAUGACGGUUAAAGGAAAGAGGAACAACUGGUGGUCUUUUAAAGACAUUUUUUAAUACAAUAACAAAAUCUAUACAAUAACUAAACAUAGUGUGUCAGUCAGUAUCAUCAGUAAUGUAUGUGUGGAUGAGUAGUGGGGGAGUGUUCUGUGAAUAAAUGAAGCUAGAAGAAAAAACGGUCAAUCCAGACUGGGAUUUGAACUGGGGAUUUGAAGCUUGAUGUUUUCCUGUGCUCUGUCGGGCUGAUGCCAGAUCCUGUUGCUUCCUUCAACAACCAUAAUUGAAGAGUGUUGAGGAACCAUCAGGCCAUCACAGCAAGUUUGUUUCCUUGCCCACGUGGGUUCUCUCCAGGGGACAUCAGCAACAGCGGAAGAUCUGCCUAUUUGAUUGGAGAGAGAUUUUUAUGCUGCAUACUCAUCCCAACCCAACCCUCCCAUUCAUCCAGGCUUGGAACCAGCACGAGGGGUACACUGCAUGUGGCCCAACAAUUUGCUUAGCGACAGCCCAGCCUGCCUCUUGACCUGGCGGGGACUUUAUCUGGGAACCCUCUGAUUGCAAAGUUCAGUUUCUGCUCGGCUAUGGGCCGCCCCGUUUUUGUAGUAAAACAAAUUAAAUAAAAUGUAAAGAUUCACAGAUACUGAUACUGCUACUACUAAUUGUAAUGGGGUAGAAUACAUGUUUUAUUUAUGUUUGACAUACAUUUGACAAAUCUUUACUAACCUAACUCGACAACUUUACAGUGACCCGAGGAACGCCCAGUGUAAAAGUGAACACAAUUAAAUAAAUCUUCAGUCAGUCUGAACUCUUGUGAAGUGUCACAU